AUGGCGACGUUAUUGAAAAAUGUCACUAAUUGCAUUUGGCACGCUUUCGACUCCUUGCAGAAUAACGCUGUUGUGCACAAAUCUAAGCUAAAGGUUCUCACAGCCAAUCUCGGCACUCUACUCGACCUUUAUGGCGUAGAAAAGGGUCUAGACCACUUCAGGUCUUCGCAAGAACUGAGCUUCGACGAGUUCCGUUACUACCUUCAACAUGAGGUGUUCAGCUCCCUCCCUAAAGCUGUUACCUUGCACAUAAUCAGAGAUUACGAGAAGAAAAUCAAUGAGGUGUGCUGGCUGGUGUGUCGGAAGAACUUAGUCGCUCGAGACAAACCGGUAUUCAGCGAUGAUUCAGUCUUCAAAUUAUUCAGGAUCUUUUGCCUCCUAGCAGAUUUAGUGCAAGAUGCUGAAGACUCUAAACAUUAUGUGGUCGUACUCCAACCAUCAGAAGCUGGUAUAGUAGCAGAACAGCUGGUUCACUGUUUGGGGCUCCGAUGGGACGCGGCCGAUUGGGAAGCCCUGGGUUCAUCCAUCGGCCACUUUAAGUGGGCAGCAUUUUUAGCAGUUCUCGAAGCCAAAUAUUGUUGCGAUCAGCAAAUUCACUCUAAGGCAUUAGUGGAGGCUGUAGAUGAAGUAUACGACGUAUUCAUUGAAGAUAUUAUUAAAAAAGGUUACCUAUUCAAAAAGGGCUAUUUACUUCCGACGAUGCGCGAAUAUUGGUGCGUGCUCCAGCCAUGCGCACUGACUUACUACAAGAGUUCCUCCCAGAAGGAGCAGUGCGGUAGAAUUGCUAUCGACGAGUACUGUUCUGUCGAAGCGGCCGCUGGGGAGGGCAAGUUGCAGCGCUUUCAGCUCAUCACGCCAGAUAGAACCUUCGAAUUCGGCACGCAGGAUCACAAGAGUCGCCUACAAUGGAUAUCGGCGUUACGUCAAGCGGCGCUGGUCUCAGGCGGCGCGGAAGGGUACCAGCGGAGGGCGCGCGCGGGGAGGCGCGGGGCGGGGGCGCGACGGGAGCGGGAGGUGCGCGAGACCAAGGCUCGGCUACAACACGAGGUGCGCGCCAGGCUGGCGGCCGAGGCGCAAGCACAGGAAUUAGCAGAAAUGGCUGAGCAAGAUAAUAAAAAGUUAGAAGAACUCAAAAACACACAAGUAGAAUUAGAAAAACUACUCCAAGAAGAAACUCAAGCUAAAAGGGAUGAAGAAAUUGUAAGAGCUCUGCAGGCAAGGGUUUUAGCAGAGGAAUGGGAAAGACGGGAAGAACUUGAAAGACUGCAAGAAGAACAAAAUAGGAUGUUAGAAGAGGAACGGUUGAAACGAAAACAGUUUGAAAUAUUGCAAGCUGAAAAGGAAACGCAGUUUAGAGAAGCCCAAAAGCGCCUAAGGGAGCUAGAACAAGAAAAACAGAGAUUGGACGAAGAGUUAAAGGCUGCGCAAGAGAAAAUCACUAAAACAGAAGUAACGGCACAAGCUUUACAUGUACAACUAAGGGACAUGGCCCCGGGAUUGAGAAACGGUGAGAGAGCAAGGCGUGCUAUCUCUUUCGUGCCAACUACGAAGAGCUCGUCGGACACACUCAUCGAUGUCAGAGCAAUCAGACACCUAAAAAUUUUAGACGACGAUGAGAAAAUAUGAAAUAUCAACAAACAUAUUGAAAGGAAGCCAAGAUUUGAUUUCGAUGUGAAAGAAGAAUAAGACUCUAAUAACUGUUGUCACCUUUCACUUCUAGUCUUAAUAUCUCAAUAUAUAAGUCGAGAU
Diatraea saccharalis (sugarcane borer) is the source of this 1749-nucleotide messenger RNA. Lineage: Eukaryota; Metazoa; Arthropoda; Insecta; Lepidoptera; Crambidae. The record is from the annotation of a GenBank genome assembly.